Molecule: messenger RNA, 1458 nt
Organism: Salmo salar (Atlantic salmon)
Lineage: Eukaryota; Metazoa; Chordata; Actinopteri; Salmoniformes; Salmonidae
Product: E3 ubiquitin-protein ligase RNF186
Biological process (GO): protein ubiquitination
Molecular function (GO): ubiquitin protein ligase activity
Source: RefSeq, a predicted model, not a curated record
CCUGAGAGUAGAGGAGGUGAGAGACCGCCCUUUCUGGGAAAAUAACUGCAUUUUGUUUCCUCCCUCAAGGCUUAAAAUAAGAGCACACACUCUUCUCUCUCACACACAAAGUUUUGUCGUUAGAUAGUUGGUCGCUGUGCUGACAAUCUUCCAGAACCUAUUCCUGACCUACGCUCCAAAGCACAGAUUUAGGAUCAGCUCAUCCUCAUCAAAUCCAAACCAGGACCUUAAUAAACCACAAGGGGAACACUGACCUCAGACCAGCGUUUAAACCCCACGUCUUCCUGCCCAGACACUGACUCUGUCUAGAGUUCCUCCGUGCUCCAGCCGUAUAUCCAUCCAUCCAUCCAUCCACACCCCAGCCAUCCAGCCAUGGGUCUGAUGAGUGAGGACAUGGAGUGCUGCGUCUGCCUCCAAUCCUACUCUCGUAGGGAGAAGAUCCCUCGGAUGCUCCACUGUAAGCACACAGUCUGUGGGCUGUGCUUGCAGGCGAUGUCCAGGCACCAGAGCGGCCUACUGACAGUCUGCUGCCCACUGUGCCGUUGGAUCACCUGCACCGAGCCCAGCCUCACCCUGCCGGGGUCGCUGUGGGUUAACACUGAGAUCUGGGACCAGAUACUAGACACACAACAGGAAGAGGAGGAGGAGGAAGAGGAAGAACAGUGGAAGGAAGCUAACAGACAGACACAAACCACUACACCGUACACAUGGUCUCCAUCAAGGCAUUGUGGCCUGAGGCUCAAACUACAGAAUUUCCUGAGGAGGAUGAAGCACAAUGUACUGUAAACCGAGAAGACGAAGAGCAGGGAUAAAGAAGACUGGAUGUUACCAUUUCAGAGUCGGAGAUACUCAUUGAGUAAUGAAGCUAAUUCACUAAACAGGACCGACCGGGGAUUUUCAAUAAUGACGCAAGAUUGAACCAAUUAUUAAUAUUCUUUGGGUUUGAUUGACUUUGCGUAUGUGUAAUGUUCUCAGUCAACUUACCUGGUAAAAUAAGGGUUAAAUAAUAAUGAAGGAUAGAUAGAUAGAUAGAUAGAUAGAUAGAUAGAUAGAUAGAUAGAUAGAUAGAUAGAUAGAUAGAUAGAUAGAUAGAUAGAUAGAUAGAUAGAUAGAUAAAGGGGUGAAGGUUAGAGACUGUGUGCUGUGUACAAUACAAUAUACUGUGAACAAUGUUUAUAAUAGAUGUUUAAUCAUUUGAUAAAAGGUGUAUUACUGCGUGAAGGGAAGUGGAUGUUUAGUAUUUAUUAUUACAUCAUUUUAUAACUGCUUUAAUAUUGCAGAUUGAUUGUUGCUUUUAUCAAUGUAAUUGUCUGCAUCAUUUCCAAUCCCCCAUAUAAGGGAAGGUGGAUUUGUUUAUCCUCAUUUUACAUGUUUUAUUUAUCUGUUCUGUUUAAAGAGCAUGUUUUUUUAUAUUGGGAUUAUAUUUAUUGGUAAAUAAAUACAUCUACUUUAAAAUAA